GACAUUGUGGGGAUUGAGCUGCCUGCAGGCAGAGACACCAAGUUCGCCCUCAUAGUCGAGAAGGGUACAUCACCUGGCUGGCUGGCUGGAUGGCUAAAUGGCUGGAUGCAUCAAUGUCUGUCUGCAGAGACAAUAUUCUCCAAGCUCAUCCUGUCGGACUUCGUGCAGACACACGGCCCCCUCAUACUCGUCACGGCACACGGGUAUAUAUGACACAAGCAGCAUCCAUCCGUCCGUCCAUCCACACGAAUGGCCGUUUGUGUGCAGCUAUCCCGACUUGCCCACGCGUCACUUCUUGCGUCUGCUGCGCGACACGCAUCCCUGGCUGCCCUUCGGCUGUCUGGUCGACCACGACGUCCACGGCUUCAGCAUCGCGGCCACUUACGUCAUCGGCCCUGAGAAGACCCAAGACGGAUGGUUCAUGCAGGUAAAGCACAAGAGACACACGUGAACAACGAACAGGGAGACAGACAGACAUGAUUAGACAUAGACACACAUACAUCCGUUUUGUCAGGAUGUGACUUUGUCUGACGUCUCUCUGUGCACGGCGGCAUCCAUCACCCACACAGAGGAGAGAUACGGGUGACUGCGUGAGCGAGAAGCACGACACCUGCAUACAAGAGUGUGUGUGUGUGUGUGUCAGAGUCCAGCCGGGCGACAUGGCCAGCUUCCGCAGCGAGGGCGAGCGCAAGCGACCAGAGAAGCUGCUGGGACGGCUGCGCGAGGCGAGAGAUGCAGGGAAGAUCGACAACCACUGGUGCGUUUCCCUCGAUGAGAUGAUCAGACGCAACAAACAGUUUGAACUCGAGGCCAUUGAGAGUUUGGAUGCGUUUGUGGUCGAUCGCAUGACGGCUGCCUGAGCGUGGGUGACUUACCCAUGACGUGCAUGCACACACGCAUUCAAUCAACAUGAUGCAUGAUGUUACAUGAUGUAUCCUUCAUGACACAUGAUGCAAAUGCGAAGGAGCGCGUGGGCUUGUAUAGUGAAAGUCGCUGAGCGGCGAGUCCAGACACCCCGGGAAGCUUACCAUUCCGUUUCGACAAUUCCGUUUCCGUUUGGCCCGGAUGUUGAUUCUGCCCGUGAUAGUCCCUGAGCCAUCCCCCACACGAAUGGUGUGUGUGUCGGCAGCUGCCGAGUGGGAAUGGACGGGAGGAAUGCA
Messenger RNA from Vitrella brassicaformis, 1160 nucleotides. NCBI's taxonomy places the organism in Eukaryota, Vitrellaceae. The record is from the annotation of a GenBank genome assembly.